UCGGCGGCGGGGUGAUUCCGCAGCACGCGGCUGGCCGCUCCAAUCACAUCGCUCACAUGCGUUCGCAACGCUCCAGAGCAUCGAAACACGACCAGGCCACUAUCGUCGGGGUCGAGGCUUUCCAAAAGCAAACAAAAAGCCUCUCCAUCGCCGCUAUCAUCCGACAUAGCCGGCGAAAAAAGCGAAGAAUGCACGCGCCUCUGUUUUGUUUUGGUUUUUAUUAAUAGCUCUCAAUUUGUUACCGGGCCCGUCACUCUUGAUAUGAUUGGAGGUGCCGACCCGAUGCUAGCCGAUGUGAAAAUACCCUUAGAAAUAGUCACUACCGGGAUAGAUAUCUACUUAGUAAAAUGCUGUCUUCUUGUUACAUGUUACUUAAAACGUGGAAAGCUUAAUGGGCAAAACUCAGCUGAUAUUAGUUAUACCCAAACUAGAGUGCCUAAGAUUGCUGAGGGAAAUUUUUAGUCUGAGCUGUCGGAAGACCUUGAAAUCCCAGCGCUUAUCUGAUGUCUGAAUGAAAUUAGCUGUUAUUGGGAAAAAUUGUCAAGGCAGUAACAAACGCGAGUACUUGAGAUAUGUAAGCGCGGCGCAAGCAUUUAAACAUAAUAAUAUCAUCCACUGAGUGCUUGUCAUUUUGAUAAUGGAACCUUUUCAACGUGUUUACGAUGUGCACAAUUGUGUUUCCUUACGCAAUAAUAUUAUUUGUUGGGGUAGCGCCAGGAAGAUGGAUAGAAAUAACUUACAAGUAGCAGAGUUUAUCUAUUAAUGAUGACCCAUUCUGGGCCACAUAUUAUACAUAUAUUACUCCGAAACUGGAGCAACCUCCUGGGUUUAUGGCGUUCUUUUGGAAAUUAUUUGCAUGCGAUUUAGGGGAUUUGGGUUUCGUUAGCACGCAUUUCUUUAUACACCAGUAUUAAUUUGAUUUAAAUUUGUAUUUUAAACAGUGAUAUGGGGAAUCGAAGCAGACGUCUGACUUGUAAGCGCUUUCGAUCAAGGAUGCGUGGUGUUUUAAAUAAGUUUUCAGUCCGACGGGCCAACAUCACACUCAUUCCACAUAAACUAUCUAUUUGGAUCGGGACACUAAAAUAAUACAAACAUUCCUAUUUCGAGACCAGUUCAACCAAAUUGGCAAUGGAUAAAAAUAAAUCUUCUUUGCUUCCAUAUAUAAUGGACAUGCUUAGUCGCGAGCCUCAGUUGUGCACUACUUUGGACGAUUUGGUCAAGAACAUCAAGGAUAUAGUGCUUGAGGAGCACAUCAAUCCCUUCGGCAGCCUCAAGCGCGCGGUGGAGUUCGCCCUGGAGGUGGGCGUCAACCUGGGCAUCAUCUCGCUGACCGACGAGCGGGUCCGCAUGCCCUUCAAUUUCCGCCGAAGCCUGCCCAAAACUAGGGUGCCCCUGGCUACAAGGAUCUCGCCUCGCUUGGGGCGGCGGGCGAUCAAGCAGCGGAUGCCGACGACCACGGCGGCCAAGCUGGUGGCGAGCAAGAAGCGAUCGGGACGAAAGUCCAAGAAGACUGAUGGGGCAGCCGUAAGGAAGCGACACUAGGGGCGACCAAGUGGCGAUACGCUCUGUUCCGUUUAAUAAACAAUACAAUUACGAGUGGCCUGCGAA
Molecule: messenger RNA, 1608 nt
Organism: Drosophila erecta
Lineage: Eukaryota; Metazoa; Arthropoda; Insecta; Diptera; Drosophilidae
Exons: 2
Coding region: 1129-1542 (137 amino acids)
Source: RefSeq, a predicted model, not a curated record